Molecule: messenger RNA, 281 nt
Organism: Hibiscus syriacus
Lineage: Eukaryota; Viridiplantae; Streptophyta; Magnoliopsida; Malvales; Malvaceae
Product: alcohol dehydrogenase-like
Exons: 2
Biological process (GO): formaldehyde catabolic process
Cellular component (GO): cytosol
Molecular function (GO): zinc ion binding; S-(hydroxymethyl)glutathione dehydrogenase [NAD(P)+] activity
Source: RefSeq, a predicted model, not a curated record
ACAAUCGCGAACAAAGACGAUGCAUUCAAAACGCAUCCGGUGAACCUGCUGAAUGAGAGGACUCUGAAGGGUACUUUCUUCGGCAACUACAAGCCUAGGACCGAUAUUCCUGCUGUCGUCGAGAAAUACAUGAACAAGGAACUUGAAUUGGAUAAAUUCAUCACUCACUCGGUUCCAUUCUCGGAGAUCAACAAGGCAUUUGAGUUGAUGCUUGCGGGUGAGGGUCUGAGAUGUAUGAUUCGCAUGGAUGCUUAAAGGAUGAAGCUUUGUCAAUGGAUUGA